CUCAAGACACAUCAGUUGAUGCAUGCCAGAGUAUUGUUUGUCCUGCUGGCUAUAGCAUUGUGCUGGUGGCUCAUAUUCAUACUAUGGCCUAUUAUUACCCCUAGAUCUCUUUCAGUUGUGUUGCUAGUCUGUUUGGCGCCACCGAGUGUGUAUGUUGGGGAUUGUUCGUCCCCAGAUGGAGCACUUUACACUUCUCUCACAUAUAUGAAGGAUGUCUUUGAGCGAGACAGUAAUUGAAUGCAAGAUAGAUGAGAGCCAUAAGAAUGUAAGAGAUGCUGAGUCAGGCCACAGGUCUGUCCAGCAGAAUAUCCCAUCUCACACAGCAGCAGGGACUGGAUGUUAAGGGAAAGCGUGUUUUUUGUAUGGCCUGUCUGGACUGAUCUUUCCCUCUUCUCCUCUUCCCUUGUGGUUUCUAGCAUUUAGAGGCCUAGGAAGUCCUCAUUUAGAAGCUGCGACCAUAACUUAUUACGUUUAAGAUCCACUGAUGGACCUUUCCUUCAUGAAUUUGUCUCGUCCUUUUUUGAAUCUCCUUAAAUUGCCAGUCUGUACAACAUCUUGUGGCAAUAAGUUUCACAAGUUAAUUACAAGCCGAGUGGAAAGAGAACUUCCUUUUGGUAGUUGUAAACUCUCUUCCUAAUCAUUUUGUUGUACAGCUUCUUAUUGUAGAAGUGAGACAGAUUAGAAAUAGUAAAUCCCUCUUUAUUGUCUCGAUGCUGCUCGUUAUUUUAUAGGCCUCUGUCAUAUCUCUCCUUGUACAGAAACCUCUCCAUACCCCUGAUCAUCCUUGCCCUCCUCUGUUCAUUUUCUACCUCUACUGUAUGCUUUUGGAGGUGGGUGGAUUGGAACUGCACGAGGUAUUCCAGGUGGUGGUGUACGGUGGAUUAAUACAGUGAUGUGGCGUUCUGUUUUCAGUUCCAUUCUUAAUACACCCUAACACACUCCAUUUGCCUUUUUGAUGUUUGCUGAACACUGGACAUGUUUUCAAAGAACUAUCCCAAUAAUUCUUCUUCUAGAGCUGUGUUGGUCUAAAUGCAUAUGACUUUGAUCUGAUUUUAAAAGACAAGGAAGCCUGGUCUCUAGCUAGUGCUCUGAAGAAGAAAAGUCCUUUGAAAAUGCAUGUUUUUAGGUCUGAUUUUCUCCCUCAUUAAUUUGGUUAUAUGCCUGUAACUCCAUUUAAGUCAAUGGUGUGACACACAUUAACAUGCUAUAAUAGAGUGAAGAAUUAAGCCUCUCACAUUAGGUGGUGUUGCCCAUGAGGAAGAAAAAUAAUUUUUUUUAUCUGUUUGUUUUAGAGCAGACCCUAAUGAUCCCCGCGAGGACAUGGUUCUCACUGUGUGAGGCAGCCUAGAUGCAGAAAGAAAGUCCCUUCCAUGAAGACCUUUCAAUCUGAAAGGGCAAAAAGAUUAGAGGAAGAGGAAUGUUCUUCAUAAGCAGUACUGUACAGUAGGAUCAUCUGAAAACAUUCAUUUAUUAUGUCUCUCCAGUUGUAGCAGGGCUCAUUGGUGCUACUGUCCUUGUAGUUUCUGUCUCAGUAACGGUAUUUGUGUGGACAUGCUGCCACCAACAAGCAGAAAAAAAGCACAAAAACCCUCCUUACAAAUUCAUUCAUAUGCUGAAAGGCAUCAGUAUCUACCCGGAGACCUUGAGUAACAAGAAGAAAAUUAACCGUAUCCGGAGAGACAAGAAUGGCACUGCCAAGGAUACCGGAAAAGGAAACCUCUUGGUGGAUGCUGCUGAGGCUGGCUUACUGGGCUCUGAGAAGACCCCAGAUGGACUUAAUGCAACCCCCUGUGUUGAUCAGCUCCCAAUAAAAAUGGAUUUUGGAGAUGAACUAAGUCCAGAUCAAAGCCUCACCCCAGGUGGGAGUAAAACCUCCUCCCCAUCUUCCCCAGAGGAGGAUGUCCUGCUGGGAGAACUGACUUUCUCAGUGGACUACAACUUUCCCAAAAAAGCAUUGGUGGUGACCAUUCAAGAAGCUCAUGGGCUGCCCAUGAUGGAUGAGCAUACACAGAGCUCUGAUCCCUACAUAAAGAUGACAAUUCUUCCAGACAAAAGGCACCGAGUCAAGACUCGUGUGCUUCGCAAGACCUUGGACCCUGUCUUUGAUGAGACUUUCACCUUCUACGGGAUCCCCUACAGCCAGCUCCAGGAUUUGGUGCUCCACUUCCUGGUGUUGAGCUUUGAUCGUUUCUCACGAGAUGAUGUGAUUGGAGAAGUCAUGGUGCCGCUUGCUGGGGUAGAUCCAAGCACUGGAAAGGUCCAGCUCACUAGGGAGAUCAUCAAAAGGAACAUACAAAAGUGCAUUAGCAGAGGAGAACUGCAAGUCUCGCUGUCUUACCAGCCUGUUGCACAGAGAAUGACUGUUGUGGUGCUGAAAGCUAGACAUUUGCCGAAGAUGGAUAUCACCGGUCUCUCAGGUAAUCCCUACGUUAAGGUGAACGUUUAUUAUGGUAGAAAGCGCAUAGCAAAAAAGAAGACCCACGUGAAGAAGUGCACUUUGAAUCCUGUCUUCAAUGAGUCCUUCAUUUAUGAUAUCCCAGUGGAUCUCCUUCCCGACAUCAGCAUUGAAUUCCUAGUCAUUGAUUUCGACCGCACCACAAAAAACGAGGUGGUGGGACGGCUGAUUUUGGGAGCGCACAGCAUCACCACAGCGGGCGUGGAACACUGGCGAGAGGUGUGCGAGAACCCCCGGAAGCCAGUUGCCAAAUGGCACAGCCUGAGCGAAUACUAGCAGAGGCUGUGGCAGCGAGCGCUGGCCAAGAGAACAGACUUAAACCUUGUUUUAGUCGUAGAACUAAACUUUCAUAAGAAGCAGCUGAUUGGUUAUUUAGUGAUGUGAUUUUGCAGGGCACUAAAAUUCUAAAAAGCAUUAAAAUUUAAAAAUACCACAAAUAUAUAUAACAGUGUAGUCACGCUAUUGCAUGCCUAAUACAAACUAAAAUUAGUAUAACUGCCAAUAUCAAGUUGCAGAUUUUAAUACAAUUAUCUGUCACUAUCGAAGUUGUGUUUGUGCCGAACUGUCUUUGCUGGUAUUCACCAAAACUGGUCUCUCUAUUAGGCUUCUCCCAAAGUUUCUGAAAUUGUUGUUUCACCUCUAGUUUCUUGUUAGUUUGUCUGCCCAUUGAUUCUUGCAGUUCACUUCUUUGCUGAUUUGGGAGCACUAACUGCAUUUCCAUAUAUGAAGGUUUAGUAUUCUGCACUGGUGCAAAGAGAUACAGGGAAGAACAGUUCUAUCUAAGGAAAAAAACAGCCUGUUACCUGGUACCAGAAUAUUUCUAUUUGUGCUGUAUUUGCUAUGGAGCUAUAAAGUGAUUUGCAUCUAAAACUGAAAUACUAAGAAACUCAUCACUGCUUUUGCCACAUGGAGGUUCUGGAGAAAUAUUUGUAUUAUGACGGACUCCGGAAAGCACCAGCCUGCAUUUUUUUCCAACCCUAUAUGUAUAUGUUGGGUUCAGGCAAAAUGAUCUACACUAAAGAUGUGAGAUCAAAUUGUAGGAAGGCUGAUGUUUUAAAAGUUUAUAAAUUCUACGUGACCGUUACCCAGUACCUUAAAUCAGGCAGCAAAAUACUGGAGAGUGAGUCUUCAAGUCAAUUAAAUAAAUUAAACAGUAAUCAUAUGUUCCUUAAUUGGACUAGAAAUAACAUUUUAUAUUCUACAGUUGGUCUAAAUAGCCCGUAUUCAAAGGGUUAAACAAUUUACAUAGAAAAAAAUGUUUUCACAAAAUAUCUUUUAGUUUCUCAAAAAAGCUAGUUUUCAGAAGUACAAAACAGUUUUAAACUACUUAACUAUAAGGUAUUGACUUCCGAAAAGUAGAACAUGCUUGCUCUCUCCUGUGGAUGGAAUGUAAAACCAUGACUGGAUAAAUGUGUUUAGCACUAUGCAAGUUAAGCCUGAAUAGUUUAAUUUUAAACAAGUUCAUAGAACUAAGUUCUGCGAAGGUCAGUUGAGCUUGGAGGUAGUUGCAUUUAGAUCUUACUGUAAAAACACUGCUCUAAACUUGUAAACAAGAUGACUGUACUUUGACAAAGUAAUUUAAGUUGGUUUCUUAUAUUCAAACUGGGAGAUGUAAAAAGACAAGUGGCAGCAAACAAAUAAUUUUAAAGAUUAUUGGCAAGCGAAGCAUGAACAGUUUACAACAAAAUAUAGUAAACAAUCCCUCUGCAGGAUUUUAUUUUUUUUAAAUUCUAUAUCUUGAAAAUACAAAGCAGAUUGAGUGGGCAGAAAAGCAAACAGAAGACUGCAAGUUUUCAGUGUUCGUUAAGUUGAUUCCACGCAGCCAGUCUGGUCUGUGCCCCGUGGAAUGUAAAUAAUGUAUUAUAAGUAAUUUUUUUAAAACCAUUUAACUAUUUGCAGUACUUGACCACUGAAUUUUAGAGCCCUGUUGAAAAAGUGAUCCUCACCACUUUCUUACUAUUGAAAGUAGAUUAAACUGAGCAAGUCUUACCCUUCGGUUCCCUUUCCAGCCACAACGUAAAGCAAUUGCUGCUGCAAGGACUCUUCACGUAGACAACCUGCACAACACCUGCCAUUAAUGUCCCAGUAGCUCUUCCUGACCGCAUCUUUGAAAGGCUGAAUCUUCUCAGUGGUAGCUUUCAUUGCUUGUUAGGUACACCUUUCAAGACAGACUUUCAUUUGAACUGUGAAAAGUGUUAACGGGUCAGGGAGUAAUAGCAGUUACUCAGAAACAGGAUUUCAGUUUCAAAGCCUUACAAGUGCAGGUAAAUGCAAUGCGAGUUUCCCCAUGCACUCUACUGGGAAACCUGAAUCCUGAUUAUGAGGAUUUGUGCUUGAGGUUGGAGUAGAUUUUGAUCUACGUCUUAAUUCCUUUGUAGCUUAUACACUACUAGUGGCUCUCUACCAUGACCAGGAGAACAGAUUCUCCUCUAGACGUUCAGUGCAAAUAUAUUAGAUUUCUGUUUUUCCUCACUAAGCAGUCUGGUUAUUAAAGGCUAUUGAAUGUCACUGGUCCUCCGGGGAACCAUAUUUUUCCCUCCCCAUCGCAGAAAUAUUACUAGGAUACAUUCUAUUCAAAUGUUCCUUUUUUUCUUCAAUGUAAAGAGUAUGCUUAAGCCUAGAUCACCUCCUUAUUCUGAUUCCUUUAGUUGAAAAGGAAAGAUGAACUCGUCAAGGAAAUGUGCUCAGGGUAAAUAGACUUAGGCUUAUUGGGCAGAUAUGAGUAGCUCCAUUACUCCUCAGGAAUAAUGGGAAACUGAAGAUGUGCAGAUAAUUUUUCUUUGGUGUAAAACUGACAGUUAGUGACAGCUGCCUCACCGUGGAAUCUCUCAAAUGUGGUUUCUUUACCUUGUGUCUUCUAUUGUAAAAUUAACUUGGACGGUUUCAACUUUGUGUUAAAAGAAAAAAAGCAAAAGAACUAACUUGAAAUUUGUGAAACUGCAUAAUGCUGUAUGCUAAUCCUACAAUAUGUAAUGCUAUCUUGUAUGUUGAAUUUGUUAACGCACAUUGAGUGUGCAAAUAAAGAUUGAUUCACUUUAAA
Molecule: messenger RNA, 5495 nt
Organism: Alligator sinensis (Chinese alligator)
Lineage: Eukaryota; Metazoa; Chordata; Crocodylia; Alligatoridae
Gene: SYT11
Product: synaptotagmin 11
Exons: 4
Coding region: 1610-2731 (373 amino acids)
Biological process (GO): calcium-ion regulated exocytosis; cellular response to calcium ion; regulation of calcium ion-dependent exocytosis
Cellular component (GO): synapse; membrane; axon
Molecular function (GO): calcium-dependent phospholipid binding; SNARE binding; phosphatidylserine binding
Source: RefSeq, a predicted model, not a curated record